This is a messenger RNA of Psilocybe cubensis, 2922 nucleotides long. RefSeq lists its product as uncharacterized. NCBI's taxonomy places the organism in Eukaryota, Fungi, Basidiomycota, Agaricomycetes, Agaricales, Agrocybaceae. The coding region runs from base 1 to 2922 and encodes 973 amino acids. The transcript is spliced from 5 exons. The record is from RefSeq and is a predicted model, not a curated record.
AUGGUUGACACCUUUGAAGAUACACCGCAACAGCAAGACAACUCCAUGGAUGUGGACGACUCGCCACAAGAGCAGGAAGCCUUCCCCGAUGAUUUCCCGGAUGAUUUCCCCGAUGAAUCCGAUAACACAGAGAGAGAAAACCAAACCGGUGAUUCGAAACCAGCCUCACCCUAUUUCAAGGAAAAUUAUCCCAACGCUGGUCGGGUAUACAGUGUUGGUAGCACUUUCAUGGAGAAGUUCAAUCAGGACAAAAAUGCCGACAAGCGAAGAUUAAAUGUGUUUUAUCCAUUUGCUUCGUCUCAAGAGUGGGAAUUGGCACUCUUUCUUUUGCGUUCCCAAAUGAGUAUGGAAAAAAUUAAUAAAUACCUCAAACUGAGGAUAGUGAAAUCACAAUCCUUGUCUUUCCGUUCCGCCCAGGAACUUCGAAAUCGGGCAGAAAUGUUACCUUCAGGCCCCGCUUGGAAAAGUCAGAGAGUGGUACCAGCGGUUCCUACACAAAAGCCUGUAUAUCUUUUCUAUCGAAAUCCUGUGGAAUGCUUGCAGGUCCUUAUUAGCUCUCCCCUCCUACUCGAUAAAAUUCAUUUUACUCCCUUUCGCUUGUGGGAGUCUGCAGCAAAGGUUACGCGGGUCUACACUGAAUGGUUGUCAGGCGAUGCUGCGCACUUUAUGCAGGAUGAAUUGGAGGAUGGCGCAACACUUAUUGGGGCUAUCAUUUCCUCCGACAAAACAUCAAUCUCUGCACAAACAGGCAAUCGACAGGCACAUCCUUUACUUAUUAGCAGUGGAAAUAUAUUUAUGGACGUGCGUAAUAAAGGAACAGGCCAUCAUUUCAUUCUUCUGGCCCUUCUUCCUAUCCCGAUUUUUCAUCAUCCACAAAGAAAUAUCCGCGGAAUGCUGGAAGCUAGACUCACUCACGAAUGCCUCGACAUUGUACUCGCCCCUUUGAAAGUAGCAGCGGCAGUUGGAGUCAUGAUGUCUGACCCCGUCGGAAAUGUAAGACGCUGUUACACUCCACUCGCAGCCUAUAUCGUGGAUACUCCCGAAUCAGCUCUAAUUUCAGGGGUUGCGGGGAAAACAUUGUCACUCACCAUGGCACACAACAAACAAUUUGGAGACCCAUUUCGCCACCCGCCUAGGACAGGACUUUCGACCCUCAGGGCCUUACACAGCCUAGAACAGCCCCCAUUGAACCUCAAUCCUUGGGAGCUUGAGACCUACCGUAAGGCUGCAUUCGAUAAAUUUCGUCUGAAUGGUGUACAUCGCCCAUUUUGGCGUGAUUGGCCAUUGUCAGACCCUUCGGUCUUCCUCACACCAGAACCCCUCCACCAUUGGCAUAAGCUUUUUUGGGAUCACGAAGUGAAAUGGUGUAUCAAUGCUGUUGGUGGCGCCGAAUUAGACUUUCGUUUCAAAGUCCUUCAGGGCCAUGCUGGUUUUCGACAUUUUAAGGAAGGGAUAUCAUCACUGAAACAGGUGACAGGCCGAGAACAUCCCCCGGUCAUCGACGAAGAACAAUGCACCAAAAUUUCAAAUGCUCUCCAAGGAUUCCACCAGUAUAAGAAAAGUAUCAUAGAUGCUCGUGCUCGGCGCGGACAAAAGGGCAUUGGAAUCAAUCACUGGUUCAUUCCAAAGCUAGAAAUUCUUCAAAGCGUAGUACCCAAUAUUAGGUGCAACGGCGCUGCGAUCCAGUGGUCAGCGGACACCACAGAACAUGCGCACAUUGAAUUGGUGAAAGAGCCCGCCUCAGCCAGCAAUAACCAGAAAUAUGAAGCUCAGAUAUGCCGCUACCUUGACCGAAUGGAAAAACUCCGUAAUUUUGACCUUGCAACAUCAGUUCAAAUGACGGGUCUUCAAUUUGGCAAUGCGCCACCACCUCAAGAUGACUCUGACUCUGGCUCUGGCUCGGACUUAUCUGAACUCGAGGACCUUGAAACUGGUCCUACCGUUAAAACCGUGGAUGACCUCCUCCAUUACCUCAACUACUAUACACCUUACUCCGGAUCGCAAUCACGCGAAAUUGCCAACUAUUUCCAGGACGCGAGAUACUUAAAACAAUCUUCCCCAGGAAUCUAUCCCUAUCCACUCAGAACGCAGCAAAUUUCAAAAAACGUGGCAUUUCAUCUGUCCCGUGAUUCUAGCUAUAAACGAAUGUCAAUCCAGAAGGUUGCCCAAAUGUUUAACCUCCCAGAUCUACAAGCAGCACUUGCAGACUACAUCCAGAAGGUCUCGCGUAUCGCCGAUACUAAUUUUACCGGAAAUUCACAGCCUCCAAGUGGCCACAUAGACUAUAUUGGUGGUCGUCGAUAUGCCUCUAUGGACUCCAUUCUGCCGGUCAAAACAUUAGAGGUGUGGGAGAAAGUUUGUUUACAAUCCACUUCAUAUUUUUAUCCACAUAACCGUCUUCCUCCUGUAACCAUGCGUGCCUUUCCACCCUCAGAGAAACAUCCUUGCGGUCUCUUUGAUUCCGCGAUUGCAAAUGUGGACUUGGACCACACAUGGCCACAAAGUGGUCUGAAAGGCCAUAUUGUAGUCGACGUUCGUUUUAUUUUUCGUGCAGUUCCUACGUCACCAAACACGGCAAUACCAUAUGUCACUGACAAGUUUCUCACAUACUCCCAGCGCUUCGAAGUCGUCCUUCAACCAGCCGCCUCAGGAUCGAGAGACCGCGGUCUUUAUCCAGAGCCGUCCACAUCAAUGUAUAUUUUGAAACGAAGCAAGCGCGCAGAUGGCAAUCCUAUGGCCGACAUCCUCCCAUUGGAUCAACUUUGCGCUCUCGCAGACCUGACCCCUCGGUUGGGGGUAAAAGCAAAUCCUGUGCUUAACACCAAUAACAGUCACAGUUUAAGCCUGGAAUUCCGCUUAAACCGGUAUUUUACAAAAGAGUUUUAUUGGGCUUUAUCAUCAGGCUGGAACUCUCCUCCUUAG